CAUACUAUUAAUUGGCCAAACAUGCCAUUCCAGCAAUGGGCUGGAGCAGAGACGCACGCCGAUGGGUGCCAAGAUUUGCAGUGAGCUCACAGGCAGAGAUACUCGAGCAGUGGAAGCGCCACGGGUGAAUCCCUACGUGAAUCCAUACGUGAAUCCAAGCUUCAAUCAUUUCAAUCAGUUCAUGAAUCCUCACUAUGCUGGCUUAAAUCCGCUCUUACCCUUUCCACCACACGUGGGUGGCCCUGGAGCUCCGAGCCUCGUCCACCGUGCCCCGGCGCCGGGCGUGCCCGGCUUCGGCCCGGCACUGCCGGCGGGCGCCGUGGUCCGGCCGCCGCCCAGCCAUUGGGCACCUGGUCCGAGCGGGCCAACCGGGCCGCCGUUGCCACCAAAGGUGAGGCUGAGGCAAUUCGAUGGGCAUCCAGAGGUUUGGGUCUACGAGCAGCCCAACCGCUUCAGGCAGAUUGGGGCCAUUCCCAAUGGCACACUGGUGGAAUUCUUAGGUGAAGAGGGCUCCUUUCGCCGCAUCCGCUGCGGAAAGCUGGAUGGCUGGGUGGGUUCCAAGAACGUGGUACCUGAGGGUUUGGGAAGCAGCCCUGGAAGCAGUGGAGGUGGUGCAUCUCCCAGUCCAAUCAGUCGACCUCCUCUCUCCGCGGCCGGCAGCGCGGUGGACUCGCCGCCGGCACCGGACCUCUUCUGCGGGCUUUUCUCGGAGGAUCCCUCGCCCUCAGGCGGCCUUCCACGCUUCGAGUCACCCCAGGCAGGCAAGCUGCCGGCAAGGGGCGCCGGCGGCUAUGAAUGGAUCCGCAAGGCGAAUGGAGAGCCUUGGUUGCCUUGGCUGGUGGUUUCAAAGAAUUCUUAUCGCGUCAUGUUCAAAAAUGUUCAACCGACGUUGGGAUGAUUGAUUGGGGCCAAUAAUUAUGUUUGGUUGAUGCAUUAAUGCCACUUUGGAUUUACUUUUGGUGAUCACCAUUGUUCAAUCCCAAUC
This is a messenger RNA of Durusdinium trenchii, 985 nucleotides long. The record is from the annotation of a GenBank genome assembly. Lineage: Eukaryota; Dinophyceae; Suessiales; Symbiodiniaceae.